Clupea harengus (Atlantic herring) is the source of this 410-nucleotide messenger RNA. RefSeq names its product cytosolic phospholipase A2 zeta-like. The record is from RefSeq and is a predicted model, not a curated record. Bases 33 to 368 code for a protein of 111 amino acids. The transcript has 2 exons. Lineage: Eukaryota; Metazoa; Chordata; Actinopteri; Clupeiformes; Clupeidae.
ACAUCACUGGGGUCUCAGGAGCCACAUGGGCCAUGUCAACCCUGUACGAGAAUGCUGAUUGGUCUCUGGGGGACCUGGGUAUGGUUACUGAGCCAAUGAAGGUUGAGAUGAUUAAGAGGUACCAGAACAUCCUGUCCGAGGAGCAGCUCAGUUACUACUGGGAGGAGAUGGGACAGAAGGGGAGGGACGGACUUCCCGUGUCCCCCAUUGACAUGUGGGGUCUGGCCAUCGAGCACCUCAUCUAUGGGAAGGUACUGCAGGAUACAUACGGGACAAACACAUGCACACUAACACACAAAAAAUCCUCUGCCCAUCUACACAGCUGUGAACACGAAGACGAGCCUGACGGGCAUCAAAGAGGCUGGUAGGCAUUACUGGAACAGCCAGCCAAAUGUGCUCGGAGAUUAUAC